CGUCCCGUUACUUCCGGGUUGUGGAGAAGGAGGUUGUGUGAUGGCAUGACAGCAGUGUGAAAAGAGAAAAUCCAGUUUAUUCGGUGAUGGGGGCAGACAGUGAUCCGGGAGCUCCGGCGGCAGUCCCAUGGCGCAAAGUGUUGUAUGAGCGACAGCCUUUCCCGGACAAUUACGUGGACAGCCGUUUCCUGGAAGAGCUACGACGCAACAUCCGGGUCCGUCAGUACCGUUACUGGGCUGUGGUUCGAGAGGCUGGGCUGAUCGCACAGCAGGUGUCAUGCGUGGCAAUCUUUCUCACAUUAUGGUCUUAUAUGGAACAGGGAGACCUUGUGCCAUCCACAGUGUUGUGGGUCAGUCUGGCUUGUGCUCUGUUGGGCUACGGACUCUAUGAGAUCCUGGGAGGAGCCGAGAUUCGAGAACGCACGCGCCUGGCAGACCUGCAGAGUGCCACUAUCUUCCUGGCUUUUACUUUUGGGUUCUCCCCGGUUUUAAAGACACUGACCGAAGCGGUUAGUACAGAUACUGUGUACGCCAUGUCAGCCGGCAUGCUCUUGGCACACUUGGUGUCUUUCCCCUAUGCCCAACCCAGUCCGCCGGGCAGCCUUUCACUCAACGCGGCCCUUUUUGGGUCGGUGUGCCUGGCAUCUCGGUUGCCCGGUGCCCUGCAUACCUUCACGAUGCUGAGCUGUGCUCUUCUGAUAUUUGCGCUUUGGCCCUGCCUGCUUCAUCGUAUGAGGGAGAAGGCGACGUGGAGCUUCCCGUGGGCAGCCGGGUUGGUGUGUUUGGGUGGUGUGGGGGGUCUGGGUAGUCUCUGGCUUGAAGGAGCAGUGCUUCUCUCCCUGGCUCUGAUAAUGCUUACUUUCCUGUCUCCGCUGUUACUAGUCCACCUGCAAAGACAUAAGGACAAUAUCCAUGGUCCUUGGGACGAGGCAGAGAUCAGAGAGGACCUCUCACACUUCCUGAACUGAAAUAAAACCUGCUCGGGCUACAGGAUUUUAAAGAAGUUGUUACUAUAAGGCUAAUUCACACUGAUCUGAAAAACACAAAUGCUGACUGUUGACAUUUGUGGGAUUAGUGUGAAUUAGUCUUCAGAUGUUUUCGAUAGAGUCUUAAGAAGGUCUUCAUUUUAAGACUUGUGUGCACUUUUCCAAGCUCAGGGAGAAAUUAGUACUGUGUGCCAGAGAUCUCAUAUGGAAUGGUUUGCAACUAUUAAAUUUGUGAUUUUAAAAGGGACAUUUUUUUUAAGAUGUCAAAUAAAUCUUUGGUGUCUCCAGAGUACAUAUGUGAAGAUUCAGCUAAGAAUAUCAUAUAGAUAAUUUAUUAUAGCAUUUUAAAAUUGCCACUUUGUAGGUAUGAGCAAAAAUUUGCCGUUUUUGAUUGUGUCCUUUUAAAUGCAAAUUAUUUGAUCUCUGCACUAAAUGGCAGUGACAUGGUUGGAUAGUGCAAAUUAAGGGGCGGUAAUAUGUCCUUCUGACAUCACAAGGGGAGUCAAAUUUAAAUAGCUAUUUUUUCACAUGCUUGCAGAGAAUGGUUUACUAAAACUAAGUUACUGGGUUGAUCUUUUUCACAGUUUCUAGGUUGAUAGAAGCAUUUAUAGCACUUAAAAGUCAGAUUUUCAUAACAUGUCCCCUUUAACACUCCCAUAUCAUAUAUUACCCUGAUACCAAAAGAAUAAUCUAAUUGCAAAAGUAAUUCAUAAUUUGCAAAAGAAAAUGAGCCCAUAACAGAAGCAACUGUUAGCCAAAAUUGUAAUUGCCAGUAUUCUGUUUUAUUAUUUUCAUUUGUGAUUCUUAAUAGAUUCUCAAUACUGUAUUAUGUCAUUCAGUCUGUGAAAACCCAGCUGAUGUUAUUUUUCCUACACAAUGUUAAGAAAAUUCUGUAAACAAAAAAUAUAAUCUUAAUGUCUUUAAUAUUGACUGAGCAAGGUAAUAAAAAUACUAAACUCUAAUUUACAUUUUUAUGGAUUUGGCAGAUGCUUUUAUCCAAAAUCACAAAUGUAAUAUCUCUGGCGCAAAUAUUUUAUGUCAACAGUAGAAAAAGAUGAUUUCAAAGAUUGAAAUCAAACUUUAAAGCUCAUAAUCUCAUAAUAAGAUGAAGACUUUACUUUGGAUUUCAGACAGGGUCACAUAGUGUUAACUGUAUUGAUUUACAUAAAAUGCGUUUACACUAAUUAUCACAUAAUAAUGUCUUUGAGUUUCUAUUUUAUAAAGGAUGUUUUGGGGUUAGGUGCAGUAUGAUCCAAGCAUGUUCACCUUAAUGAACUAUGUGGACUGUAGGAAGCUAUAAACUCUUAAAACAGUAUUUAUAUAAAUGCAAGGAUGUUGCAGAAUUGUCUGGGUUUAAUUAUUAAAUGGUUUAAUGGUUGUUGUUUUUUUAAGAAUACAUUUAUUAACACUCAUUGUGUUGAAAUAAAUAUAGUUCUUAACAGUGAUGUUUCUAGAUUUUUUACUAUUACAGUACAUGCCUUAACUCAGCAUUAGUUUGUGUUUAAGUAAAAAUACAUUUAUGUCUUAGUUCAUUAUGAUUCAUGGACCCUUAUUAUAAAGAAUAACCAGAAUUUGUGUAUAAUGUUACAUUAAAGGUAAUAACCAUUGCUGCAACAUAUUUGCCCACAAGAUGUCAGUCUCAUACAGUAUUGGUUAAAGCAUUAUAUGCAUUGUUACAUGCAAAUGGCAUUACAACAUUUAAUGCCCCUCUAUUGGUUUUUCUUCAGUCUCAUAACUGAAUUUUAAUAUAACAGUGGUAUAUAUUCAUAAAUACAGCACAUAACCCCAAUGUUAGGGUGUUAACUCAAAAAGGCAAAUUAUUUAAGGUACAUUGAAUAGCCCUAAGUGGGACAUUUUUUUUUUAAAUUCAGAAUUCUGUGACAUUGCAAUGUGUAGCCAAAACAUUAAAUCCACACCCAACCCCAGGAUUUUGAUUACAUGUCACAACUUUGCUAACCCAUAGUUUCAAUGGCAGUCAUGUAUUUAGGAGGGACUUACAAACACUAUGGAUAUCCCACUUUAGGGCAGCUCACCCCUAU
Messenger RNA from Paramisgurnus dabryanus, 3025 nucleotides. RefSeq names its product phosphatidylinositol glycan anchor biosynthesis, class C (gene pigc). NCBI's taxonomy places the organism in Eukaryota, Metazoa, Chordata, Actinopteri, Cypriniformes, Cobitidae. The record is from RefSeq and is a predicted model, not a curated record. Gene Ontology annotation, biological process: GPI anchor biosynthetic process. Gene Ontology annotation, cellular component: membrane; glycosylphosphatidylinositol-N-acetylglucosaminyltransferase (GPI-GnT) complex.